GGACAGAGUGGGAAAAGGAGCAAGCAGAGUUAGAAGCCGGACAAAAGAACUUAUAGACCCCUUAUAUACAUAUUCGCUUAAUGUUUUAGAGCGCGUGGUGUGUGGAAAACAAUUGCGGUGAGUGCGGAUGGACUUGUCAGUGUAGUCAUGGAACCCCCUUUAAGCAAGAGGAAUCCGACGAUAAGAUUAGCGGAUUUGGCAGCGACUCAACCCCUUCCUCAUCAGAAUAUGACAGGCUUCCCGGGGCUAGGGGGGCAUCACCCUCUCUCCCACCAUGCCCACCUCCACCCUGGGGAGCUGGGCAACGACCCCGGAGUGGCACUCACUCCAUUUGGACCAGAGCACAUGGCACAGACAAAUGCUCUCAAACUUAGCCCAUCUCAGCACAUUCAGAGCCAUCCCGAAGCCCAGACCGCGGCAUCUUUCACUUCUGCUCAGACCACAGUUGGUUUCCCCGUGGCUCACCCCCACUCAGGCUACUCAAGCAGCAGGGACUUCAUCCUCAGGAGAGAACUCUCAGCCUCUGCUAUGCAUGCACUUGGCGACCAGCAUAGUUCCGCCUCCUCCCCACAUCACCAUGGCAUGUUCAUCUCCCCAACAGGUGCUUAUGGGCACACAGAAAGUGGGGCCCAUUCACUUUUCACUGGACUUCACGACCAGGCGUCCCCGGGUGCCCACCACCAUGCCCUCAACGGGCAGAUGCGCCUGGGUUUACCGGGGGACAUCUACGGCAGGCCGGAGCACUUCGGGCACAGGCCGGAGCACUAUGGACCCUCUUCUCUCCACAGCUACAACUCCAUGAACCUCAAUGUGAACAUCGCUUCUGCUCCUCACGGAGCCGCGGGGGCGUUUUUAAGGUACAUGCGGCAGCCCAUAAAGCAAGAGCUAAUCUGCAAGUGGAUCGACCAGGAGCAAAGUCAGAAGAAGCCCUGCUCGAAAACUUACAGCACCAUGCACGAGCUGGUCAACCACGUCACGGUGGAGCACGUCGGGGGACCGGAGCAGAGCACGCACGUCUGCUUCUGGGAAGAAUGUCCGCGGGAAGGGAAGGCGUUCAAGGCAAAGUACAAGCUGAUCAACCACAUCCGCGUGCACACGGGGGAAAAGCCCUUCCCGUGUCCGUUCCCGGGCUGUGGAAAAGUGUUCGCUCGAUCGGAGAAUCUGAAGAUUCACAAGAGGACGCACACAGGUGAGAAACCUUUCAAGUGCGAGUUUGACGGCUGUGACCGAAAAUUCGCCAACAGCAGCGACCGGAAGAAGCACUCCCACGUCCACACCAGUGACAAGCCUUACUACUGCAAAGUCCGUGGCUGUGACAAAUCCUACACGCACCCGAGCUCGCUGCGGAAGCACAUGAAAGUGCACUGCAAGUCCCCGCCGCCCCCCUCCACCAACGUCACCUACAUCUCCUCCACGAACCCUCUCGGAGAUCCUCUCUCGCCCAACCCCGAGCCGCACAGGCACCGCUCGGCGAACCUCUCCCCUCAGGUCAGCAACCUCAACGAGUGGUAUGUGUGCCAGGGGAGCGGGGGGCCCAACCACCUCCACACCCCCUCCAGCGAUGUGCCAACGUCAGACUCGGACGACGAGGACUCUUACAGAAACUCAGACCCAAGGACGAUGCUCUGAUGCCCUGCGUAAAGCCGCAGUCUGACUGUUGCCAUCUGACUGACCCAUUAACACACAGGUCCACUCUGGCCUCUACGCUUGGGAUUUUAAACCACGAUGACUGUCGUGUUAGUAGACGACUGUGCUAAACGCAGCUACACAUUUAUCUUGGAUGCAGUGCGGACAGAAAUUGCUCUGAUGUGACCCCUGACCUUGCCAAAAUAAAACAUUUGACGUUAGAACUCACAUUAAAAAAAUUAAAAAAAAUCUUUUUCAUAUUUAAAAUUACCAAAAUUGCACUGAGCCAAUUUCUGAAAACAAAUUAUUUAGAAUUUCUUUUAGUUAAAAAAAAAAAAAACAACAACAACAAACAAAACAGAAAAACAACAAGCACCCAGUAUGCAGAGUUGAAUGAAGAGCAUCUCUUAGGACUAUGGUUGUGUGCUCAUGACACCUUUCAUCUGAUCACCCAUCAUCACAUUAUUGUUUAAUAACUGGCCUGACAUCCAUCACUGUCAUGACCCACAGCAAAACAACUGGUACUGAGUGUAGCCUCGUAGUAAAUGGACGAGCUUUUCCCCUCAUCUCUUCUUUAAGGCAGGUACAUGCUUUGAGAAACCAAUAAGGAUUAAAAAAGAAGAGGAAAACAUCUGGAUGUCUUAAGGGUUCUGAUUUACAUUUUCAGAUUUCUACAAUACAUGUGUUUGGAUGGAAUUUUGUAAUAUUUAAGAACUAUUUAAGACUAUAUUUUAUGCACAAUACACAAGUGUUACGCUCAUUAAAAAUAUGAGUAAGUCCCUUGAGACCCUAAAUGUCAACACUGACAGGCUUCGACCCUGUAGAAUUGUAUAUAUGUAACUGUACUGAUGCUUGUGAAUGUUGUGUAGUUUUAAAUACAAAAAUGUUGUUUUGUACAUUGUAAUUUAUUUGCUGGUAUAAGUGUUGUACUGGAAUUACAGAAACACCAAAGAAUAAUAAUAUCAGUUUUGGUGAUGUGUAGUACCAGGCUGAUGAUUUCUGUUUAGCUCUGUUCCACGUUUUAUUUUGCCCUUUUCCCCUCAUUUUUAAUUGUGUUCUGUAAGAGAAGAAAACAUUUACUUGAAUAGGCUGUGUAAUGUGAAAAGUUCCUUUCUCGCAUGCCAUUUUUGUAGUGACCUGUCUUUUUCUUUGAGGUGCAUGGUGUCGUUGGACAUGAUUGACAAAAAAAAAAAAAAAAAAAAAGGUGAAUCAUCUACAACUGUGCAGAGCCUUCAUGUUCAAAUUUACAACAAAAGAAUCCUUAAAAAUUAAUACACCACGAUAUAAACAGUAAAUAAUAAAAAGUGUCAAAUCAGUAAAUUGUAUAGUACCAAUAAAGUUUUUUAACAUACAAUAUUAAGCUAUAAACGGUCA
Messenger RNA from Betta splendens (Siamese fighting fish), 3000 nucleotides. RefSeq names its product zic family member 5 (odd-paired homolog, Drosophila) (gene zic5). The transcript is spliced from 2 exons. Gene Ontology annotation, biological process: central nervous system development; regulation of transcription by RNA polymerase II. Gene Ontology annotation, molecular function: RNA polymerase II cis-regulatory region sequence-specific DNA binding; DNA-binding transcription factor activity, RNA polymerase II-specific. Gene Ontology annotation, cellular component: nucleus. The record is from RefSeq and is a predicted model, not a curated record. Lineage: Eukaryota; Metazoa; Chordata; Actinopteri; Anabantiformes; Osphronemidae. The coding region runs from base 148 to 1629 and encodes 493 amino acids.